Molecule: messenger RNA, 921 nt
Organism: Eremothecium gossypii ATCC 10895
Lineage: Eukaryota; Fungi; Ascomycota; Saccharomycetes; Saccharomycetales; Saccharomycetaceae
Gene: MCR1
Product: cytochrome-b5 reductase
Exons: 1
Coding region: 1-921 (306 amino acids)
Biological process (GO): ergosterol biosynthetic process
Molecular function (GO): cytochrome-b5 reductase activity, acting on NAD(P)H
Source: RefSeq, marked provisional
AUGUUGUCCAGAAUAACGAGAUCCAGCAAGGCAUUAAACUUUGCGCUCGGUACUACCGCAGUCGCAGCCGCCGGCUACCUGUACGCGCAGUCGCGCGGGAAUCUGAGCACCAGUCUGAACAAAGGCGACGUGACCGGGCAGGCAGCAGCGCAGACAUUCACCGGGGAUGGCCAAUGGCACGCACUGAAGAUUGCCAAGAUCGAGCAAGUUUCGCACGACACGCGCCGUUUCACCUUCGCGCUUCCUUCUCAGGAUCACGUGACAGGUUUGACCACUGCGUCAGCGCUGCUAGCCAAGUAUGUGACUCCAAAGGGCUCCAACGUGAUCAGACCAUACACCCCAGUCAGUGACAACAUGGCGCGCGGGAUGUUCCAGCUGGUGAUCAAACAUUACGACGGCGGCAAGUUCACGACCCACCUCUUUGGGCUUAAGGAAAACGACACUGUGGAGUUCAAGGGACCUAUACAGAAGUGGCGCUGGGACCCCAACAUGUUUGACUCGAUUGUGCUCAUGGGUGCCGGUACGGGUAUUACCCCUCUGUUCCAGAUGAUGCAUCAUAUCGCGGAAAACCCAACUGACAACACCAAGGUGCAUCUUCUGUACGGCAACAAGACCCCCCAGGACAUUCUGCUACGCAAGGAACUCGAGGAGCUAGCUUCGAAGUACCCUGACCAGGUGAAGGUAACGUAUUUCGUGGACAAACCAGAGGGUGACUACAAGGGUGAGAAGGGCUUUAUCACGAAAGACUUCUUGAAGCAGAACUUGCCAACCCCGGGCUCCAACUCGCACAUCUUUGUAUGCGGGCCCCCACCAUUUAUGGACGCGUUUUCCGGCAACAAGGUAUCCCCAUCUGACCAGGGUCAGGUUACGGGUGUCCUAUCUGAGCUAGGCUACACCAAGGACCAUGUUUACAAGUUCUAA